AUGUUCUUAGCGGUGAUUAGAGCUCGUGCCACGGCGGCUCCGUUGAACGCGGCGUACACGGCGGAGGAAUUCGAGUUUUAUCUCUCCGAUUCAGAUUCAAAGCUAUUGUUAACUUCUCAAGAAGGAAACGGACCGGCUCAAGAAGCAGCUUCGAAGCUAAACAUCUCUCACGUCACCGCCACGCUGCUUGACGCUGGCUCGGACCUUGCUCUGUCCGUGGCAGAUUCCUACUCGGUCGUUGACUCAGCGGCGGAACUCGUUAAUAGCCCCGAAGACGCGGCUCUCUUCCUCCACACUUCAGGCACCACGAGCCGUCCAAAGGGUGUACCGCUUACGCAGCUCAAUCUAGCAUCAUCAGUUCGGAACAUUAAAUCGGUUUACAAACUUACCGAGUCUGAUUCGACUGUGAUUGUUCUCCCUCUGUUCCACGUUCAUGGAUUGAUGGCUGGAUUGCUUAGCUCGCUUGGAGCUGGUGCGGCUGUGACUCUCCCAGCUGCUGGUAGAUUCUCAGCAACAACGUUUUGGCCAGACAUGAAGAAGUAUAACGCCACUUGGUAUACUGCUGUUCCCACCAUUCAUCAGAUCAUAUUGGACCGCCACGCGAGUCACCCUGAGUCGGAAUACCCGAAACUCCGGUUCAUUAGGAGCUGCAGUGCUUCUUUGGCUCCGGUGAUAUUGUCUAGGCUUGAGGAAGCUUUUGGAGCACCGGUUCUAGAGGCCUAUGCAAUGACAGAAGCAACCCACCUGAUGAGUUCCAACCCCUUACCGGAGGAAGGUCCACACAAGCCUGGGUCUGUUGGGAAACCGGUGGGUCAAGAAAUGGCGAUCCUCAAUGAGAAAGGCGAGAUACAAGAGCCAAAUAGCAAGGGUGAGGUUUGUAUAAGAGGUCCAAAUGUGACAAAGGGUUACAAGAACAACCCAGAGGCCAACAAGGCAGGUUUCGAGUUUGGGUGGUUCCACACUGGUGAUAUCGGUUACUUCGAUUCCGAUGGGUAUUUGCAUCUGGUGGGUCGGAUCAAAGAGCUUAUUAACCGUGGAGGUGAGAAGAUAUCUCCAAUUGAAGUGGAUGCAAUACUCUUAACUCAUCCCGACGUUUCUCAGGGAGUUGCGUUUGGGGUUCUUGAUGAGAAAUAUGGCGAAGAGAUUAACUGUGCGGUGAUUCCAAGGGAAGGAACAAUUGUGACCGAAGAAGACAUUAAAGCCUUUUGUAAGAAGAAUAUGGCAGCUUUCAAGGUGCNAAAGAGAGUGUUCAUCACUGAUAACCUCCCCAAAACUGCAUCCGGUAAGAUUCAGCGCCGUAUCGUCGCGCAGCAUUUCCUCGAAAAACCCUGA
This is a messenger RNA of Arabis nemorensis, 1332 nucleotides long. The record is from the annotation of a GenBank genome assembly. NCBI's taxonomy places the organism in Eukaryota, Viridiplantae, Streptophyta, Magnoliopsida, Brassicales, Brassicaceae.